UUCAAAGGUCAUUAUUGAAUGAGGACUGGGAACCUCAUUUGCAUUUGGCGUUGGUUGUGUUGUGAAUGUUAUGAUUUAGGCGGGAUUCGAUCAGGAUGCCAGGCAGACAAACAAAAACACCAAAGAGGACAACCAGGCAGUCCAAUGUUGUUCCGGGAAGUCCCAUUGACAUUGGAAUUUUGAAGCCUUUGAGUCCAAAAACUCCAGGAUGGAUGUCAGGACGAAAUGCAGUUUUCAAAACACCUGAGUCACCCUCUCAAAAGCGACUUAGGACUCGCAGGUCAUCUAUGUAUCAGUCGAAGAUGAAUGAAAAAUGUUUUGAAUCACAGAGCAAGACAACAAAAUUUGAACUUCAUGAGAAACAACAUAUUCGUUCCCCUCCAGUUGCUAAACGUACAAGAAGGUCAUCUAUCUACCAAAAGACAACCAUGAAAUUAGUGGACAUUCCUCUUUCUCCCGAGUCCAAAACAAGUGUCACCACUAGGACUAGGAGAGCCUCUGUUUAUCACAAAGGGGGUGGUGCUAAACUUGUCCAGAUCACAGAGGAAACAGGUGUUACACAGAAAGGAAGAAAAAUGCCUGUGUCCGUCAAACCAUUCUCUAGUUUGAAAACUCAGGAUAAAUCUGGUUCUAGUUCAACAGCAACAAAUAAACAGGACGAAGCUAAGCCACCUCGUCCAGCGACAAAGUCUUUAGCACAGAAGAGAAAGGUACAGACCCCUGUUAAGUCUCCAAAGGCAAAGAGGGCCAAGGUUAGUAGUCCAUCACUCCAAGUGAAGACGGCCACACAGGAGACAGAGAAAGUUACCAGUCCUCAGGGUGAUAGAAAAGCUACAUUAAAAACUGCAAUGAAGUCCUCAACCAAGAAAACCCCAGUGAAAUCUUUGACUGCAAAAACUCCUGCAAAAUCUACAAGGUCAUCUCGCAGCACUCCUUUGAUGAAAGAUGAGGUCUCAUCUGUAACAAAAUCACCAGCAAAGCAAUCCUCAGCAAAGACACCGGCUGCAAAAACUCCUGUUGUUCAAAGUAAAGCAAAGACACCGGCGACAAAAACACCAGUUGUUCAAAGUAAAGCAAAGACACCGGCGACAAAAACACCAGUUGUUCAAAGUAAAGCAAAGACGACGGCGACAAAAACACCAGUUGUUCAAAGUAAAGCAAAGACACCGGCGACAAAAACACCAGUUGUUCAAAGUAAAGCAAAGACACCGGCUGCAAAAACUCCUGUUCAGAACAAGACAAAAACACCAGCAGCAAAAUCUCCUAUUGUUCAGAACAAGACGAAUACACCAGCUGCAAAAACUCCUGUUGUUCAAAGUAAAACAAAGACACCGGCUGCAAAAUCUCCUAUUGUUCAGAAAAAGACGAAAACACCAGCAGCAAAAACAGUUGUUCAGAACAAGAUGAAAACACCAGCUGCAAAAACUCCUGUUGUUAUGGAUAAGAUGAAGACACCAGCUGCAAUGCCCAGUAAAAUAGUUUCAUCACCUUUGAAAGACACACCAGUCCUCAAGUCUCAUAAACAAAGCGUGUUAAUACAGAAUAAUCACAUGGCUAGUGUAAAGAAAAGGAAACUGUCUGCAGAAAAUGGUGAUGUCAACAGUCCUAAGCCUCAUAAAAAGCAUAAGUCUGUGGAAAGUGUACAUGAGUUGAAAAAUGUAAAAUACAAAUCUGUUGUUGUGCAAUCUCCGCCUGGUAGUGGGAAAAGACUGAAGACACCAAAAAAACUUCCCAAAACACCAGUAGUUAAGCGCAAAACAACUCCUUCACGCCGUGCUGAGGUGUCAUCACAGAAGGUGGAUAUCAUCCCCGUUCAUGUGGACCAGGAGAAUGAACCACUCAACAUCACCCUGAAUGACGAGGCAAACACGUCCAUCACCAGCCAGACAAGCAAUGAACUGAACACAACUUACUCACACUCAUCUCGAUGUAUCAUCCUCUAGACCCACUGCCGCUCAUUGCAGUGUAAAAUCCUCUAAACCGGAGGCACUGUCACUAAUCACAGUGUAUCAACAUCUAGACCUGAGGCAGCAUCAUUCAUCAGUCUAUCACCCUCUAUUUGAGAGGCAGUUCACUCCUAUCAUCUAGUCCAGAGGCAGUGUCGUUCAUCAGAGUGUAUCAACAUCUAGUCCGUAGGUAGUGUCACUCAUCAGUGUAUCGUCCUCUAGACUGGUGGCAGUUUUCUGUACAGCUCAGGUUGGGCUUUAUCAGUUGACAGACCUUGACUGUGAGGUCUCCAAUGGCAAUUCACAGGGUGUCCUCAGACUCUGGACAAAAAAGUUCUUAUAAAAAUUCAUAGGCUUUGUCAACCACUGUAACAAUGUACAUCUGAAGCAGGCUCAUGCCAUCAAAUGGUUUUAGAUAAAUUUGUUGAAUCUUUGCCUGAGUUUUAUAAAAACAAAACAAAACAGUGUAGUUGGUAGGGGAAGAGAAGAGUAUAUUGCAUAAUUAUAGGGUAGAUGUAUCAACUCAAGUCUGUUUAGUCUUACGUACAUUAAUAUGCAAACCUUAUAUUUUAUUGAAAACUUAUGUUUCUUCAUGUAGAUUUUAUCAAAGCAAAGAUUCUAUUUAUUUUUAUUGGUAAAGAAACGUUUGUCUUUUAAAUUUAUUAUUAUUAUUAUUCAAUGUACUUGCCAUAUUUUGUUGCAUUGCGAUAGAUUUUAACAUUACAUGUACACUUAUUUUCAUGUCAACAUGAAAUUCUUCAAAUCUGGAUCUGAACAGUGUCCAAACUAACAAGUGUACAGGGUAAGAGUUUCGAAUUUGAGAUUGCAGAAUGUACUAGAUAUUGGUUUCUUAUGAUACUUGUUAACAGUAGCAGUGUGUAAUCUGUCAAAUUUUAGUCUUCCCUUUCUCUUCUUUGUCUUUCUUUCUCUCUUGGCGGGCAUGUGAUGCUCCACUUGUAAAUAUAGAAUGUGUCCAUGCUUCAUCACACCUCACUUGUCAUCAUCCUGUUUUAUUCUUGAAAUUAAAUAUUGUUUUUGUUAUAAUUAUAAGUGCCACAUGUAGUUCCAUCUUUCAAUGUUUGUACAGAUUUGUAACAUAAUGAAAACAUAAAACACUAGAAGUAUGAUGAGGUACACAGAAUUUGUUUUCAGAGUUUUUAUAUACACAUAUUUUAGAACCACAAAGCAUAACUACUCUGGGGCGUGUUAGUGUUAAUUUGUUUGGUUAUAGCUAUAUAGCUUAUAAUGCAAAUCAAGACGAGAAAAAUCUCUAGUUGGAGAAAUUCUCCAAGAACGAACAUCCUGCCAAGUUCAUAUAGGCGUUGUGGUUCAUCUACUAGGUUUCGGGGGAAUACUUAGCGGUAUACAUAGCCCUCUUGAAUAAAAAGUAAGCAAAUCAAAAAGAAAAGAGGGGCAACCGCUGAAGCCAGAUUUCCAAACAGUAUAUUCUACUUUCUUCUAUAGCUGGUUGUCGACAUGUAGAUUGGUAGUUAUGUUGGGGACAUAUAUCAGUAGUUUGGAUAAUUGAAAUAUUUUGACAUUUAGUUAUGCAGCAUUCUUCUGCAUCAAAAUUUUUUUUUCUUUUUUCUUUUUUUUUUUAAGCUCUUUAAUGAAAUUUAAAGCAGACUUUAUUCUCUCUGUUGAAAAUUCAUCAUCGACAUCAAGCCCUCUAAAAUUUCUAGUCAUUUUAUGAAAAGCCCUUUUUCAGAUAAAACACUUUAAGAGAAUGUCUAAGAUUACAGGGCAUCCAGUAGACCCUUGAGAGUAUGUUUUUGACUCUUCAAAAUCAGAUUUGACUCUUGAGUUUGAAGGAGCAUGUCUAUUUGACAUAAUGUUUUGACCCAUCAUAUCAUAUCACAAGGUGAUUUGACUUCUGAAAUUGCUAAAAGUCAAGGGUCAACUGGAUGCUCUUGAUUAAAUGAUAGAUUUUGGUUAAAUCUUGAAUCAACAUUUUGGUCUCGAGGUACAAAUGUAUCAUGAAUGAUGACCAUCUUCCAGUUUUAUCUAUUUGUCAUAACUUGAAUUAGCAUUGAAUUUUUCAUUUCAUCAUCUCGUGGUACACAAAACUGUAUCAUGAAUGAAGACCAUCGUCUGAUUUCAUAUAUUUAAUUUGUUAUAACUUAUAAAACAUGUACGGUACCUUGUAUGUGUGAUAAAUAUGUACUACACAUGCAAUUUUUUUCAUAGUCCUUUAAAAUAUUUUGAAAUUUAAAUAUUGCAUGUAUGCAAUUUCACUAUAUAUAUGUGAUGAGUUAAUGAUCAUGACUACCAAUGAUUGUCAGCUAUUUUUACCAACAAACAGCAUGUAUUAAAUUAAGGUGGAUUUUAGUUAUUUUCCCUGGUAGACACUAGUCAUUUCAAAGUUUAUUUAACCAACUUUUGAAAUCUAGUCGAGAGCAUGAAGUAAGAUUGUGAGUGUAUAUAUUCUUUUCGGCAUAUGUUGUUCUGGGGUAUUGCAUUAAGACGAUGCAUCUUGGACAAGAAUUGUACAGGUAUGUGUGAACAUGUGUUAUCAAAGUGUGUUGUUAACAGGAUGUACCAGUAUGUGUGUAUAUGUGUUAUCAGGGUGUUGUAAACAUGGGAUGUAUGGAAUGAGGAGUUGUUGUAAACAUGUGGGAUACGGUAUGAAGAUAUUUGUGUUGUAAACAUGUGAUGUAAGGUAUGAAGAUAGUUGUGUUGUAAACAUGUGAUGUAUGGUAUGAAGAUAGUUGUGUUGUAAACAUGUGUGGUACGGUAUGAGGAUGUGUUGUGUUGUAAACAUGUGGGAUACGGUAUGAAGAUGUGUUGUGUUGUAAACAUGUUGUGUAUGGUAUGAAGAUAGUUGUGUUGUAAACAUGUGGGGUACGGUAUGAGGAUGUGUUGUGUUGUAAACAUGUGGGGGUACGGUAUGAGGAUGUGUUGUGUUGUAAACAUGUGGGGUACAGUAUGAGGAUGUGUUGUGUUGUAAACAUGUGGGGUACGGUAUGAGGAGUUGUUGUAAACAUGUGGGGUACGGUAUGACUGAGGAUGUGUUGUGUUGUAAACAUGUGAUGUACGGUAUGAGGAUGUGUUGUGUUGUAAACAUGUGGGGUACGGUAUGAGGAGUUGUUGUAAACAUGUGGGGUACGGUAUGACUGAGGAUGUGUUGUGUUGUAAACAUGUGGGGUACGGUAUGAGGAUGUGUUGUAAACAUGUGGGGUACGGUAUGAGGAUGUGUUGUGUUGUAAACAUGUGGGGUACGGUAUGAGGAUGUGUUGUAAACAUGUGGGGUACGGUAUGAGGAUGUGUUGUAAACAUGUGGGGUACGGUAUGACUGAGGAUGUGUUGUGUUGUAAACAUGUGAUGUACGGUAUGAGGAUGUGUUGUGUUGUAAACAUGUGGGGUACGGUAUGAGGAGUUGUUGUAAACAUGUGGGGUACGGUAUGACUGAGGAUGUGUUGUGUUGUAAACAUGUGGGGUACGGUAUGAGGAUGUGUUGUAAACAUGUGGGGUACGGUAUGAGGAUGUGUUUUGUUGUAAACAUGUGGGGUACGGUAUGAGGAUGUGUUGUAAACAUGUGGGGUACGGUAUGAGGAUGUGUUGUAAACAUGUGGGGUACGGUAUGAGGAGUUGUUGUGUUGUAAACAUGUGGGGUACGGUAUAUGAGGAUGUGUUUUGUAAACAUGUGGUGUAUGGUAUCAGGAUGUAAACAUGUGAUGUACGGUAUGAGGAUGUGUUGUGUUGUAAACAUGUGGGGUACGGUAUGAGGAUGUGUUGUGUUGUAAACAUGUGAGGUACGGUAUGAGGAUGUGAUGUGUUGUAAACAUGUGAUGUACGGUAUGAGGAUGUGUUGUGUUGUAAACAUGUGAUGUACGGUAUGAGGAUGUGUUGUAAACAUGUGAUGUACGGUAUGAGGAUGUGUUGUGUUGUAAACAUGUGAUGUACGGUAUGAGGAUGUGUUGUGUUGUAAACAUGUGGGGGUACGGUAUGAGGAUGUGAUGUGUUGUAAACAUGUGAUGUACGGUAUGAGGAUGUGUUGUGUUGUAAACAUGUGGGGGUACGGUAUGAGGAUGUGUUGUGUUGUAAACAUGUGGGGUACGGUAUGAGGAUGUAAACAUGUGGUGUAUGGUAUCAGGAUGUAAACAUGUGGUGUAUGGUAUCAGGAUGUGUUGUAAACAUGUGGUGUACAGUAUGAGGAUGUGUGUGUACUUGUUAAUCUCUCAGGAACCCAUUUUCUCCAUUUGUUGGAGAGGAAUAAGUGACAACCUGCUAUAUUGUAAUAGCUGUUUGUUGUGUGUGUAAUUUCCUCUGUCUGUUGGAGUGAAAUUAGUGAUGAUUCUUUAACUAGCUACAUUCUGGUAGCUUUUUGUUGUGUUUUUAAUUUCCUCCAUUAAUUGGAGUGGAAUUAGUGGUAACUUGUUACAUUUUGGUAGCUAUUUGUUGUGUGUGUGCAUAUUUCGAAGG
Molecule: messenger RNA, 6368 nt
Organism: Pecten maximus
Lineage: Eukaryota; Metazoa; Mollusca; Bivalvia; Pectinida; Pectinidae
Product: neurofilament heavy polypeptide-like
Exons: 4
Coding region: 96-1943 (615 amino acids)
Source: RefSeq, a predicted model, not a curated record